Parnassius apollo (apollo) is the source of this 1197-nucleotide messenger RNA. The record is from the annotation of a GenBank genome assembly. NCBI's taxonomy places the organism in Eukaryota, Metazoa, Arthropoda, Insecta, Lepidoptera, Papilionidae.
AUGCCUGCGACUCAGGGAGACCCCCCUGCCCUCCCGGCCACGGCCGAGGAGGUCAGAGACUUUGAUACAUUCACCUUUGUGAUCAACAAGCUGACUUCAUGUGUCAGCUCAGCAAUAAAUGAGGGAAAAAGUGUAACUGCGGUGAAUAAGCGCCUGAUUAGUCUGGCCAUGGAGGAAAUCCGCCGGGCUGCCCGAACCCUAAACAGUGUUAACACCAUCGCCUCUCCCAGCGCAUCAGCCCUGGGGGAAAUUAAAGAAGAAAUCGUGGCCUGUGUCCGCGAGGAGAUGACUGGUUUAAGGAAACUGGUCAACACAGUGAAAAAACCAACCUACGCCCAGGCUGUCUCUGCGGCCAGUGGGGCUUCUACAUCUGUGGGAGGGCCUGCCCCCCGCACCGUACCAACUAUCUCAAAGCCUGCCGUAAUCAUCACCCCGGCUAAAGAUGUUAAAACGCGUCAGGAGGCUGUUGAAUUAUUUAGGAAAAGUAUAUCAUAUAGGAACUCCACUUAUGCACCGACUAGGGUUCAACCCGUAUCCAACAACAAACUCCGCGUGGAGUUUGAAAAUGUCUCACAAAGGGAUGACACGCUCACAAGGCUAGAGAAUAGCAAGGAUGUCAAAGCAGAACCCGUGCGUAUGCUUAAACCCAUGGUUAUUCUUAAGGGCAUAUCCAAGGAUGUUCCCUCGGAGGACCUGGUUAAGUUGAUCAGCAAGCAAAACCCUGAGAUAUCCCAUUUGAUUGAGGGUGAGGGUCGUGACGGUGAGGGCCUCCGACUCCGCUUUAAGCGAGGUAAUCGCAAUAGUAAUCUAUAUAACGCGGUGUUCCUGGCAGAGGCCAAGGUAUACCGUAAGAUUCUCGACUUAGGGAGGGUCUGCGUGGAUCACCAGAGAAUAACCGUGGACAGCUUUUCUCCGUUCUUGCAAUGCCACAAGUGCCUUCAGUUCGGACACAUGAGGUCCAAAUGCACCGCCACCGAAAGUCUUUGCUCGCACUGUGCUGGCUCCGACCACCAGGUGGACAAACGCCCUGUGAAAAAUGAGCCUCGCAGCGUCAAGUGCUAUAAUUGCACUUCUCACAAUGCCAGAUUUAAAUCCAACCAAGACUGCAAACAUACCGCUAAUUCCGAUAAAUGUCCCAGACUGCGAGCCAUGAAAGAUAAAAUAAAUCAAAGAGUCGACUAUGGAUUUGCACCAUAA